Pecten maximus is the source of this 1298-nucleotide messenger RNA. RefSeq lists its product as uncharacterized. Lineage: Eukaryota; Metazoa; Mollusca; Bivalvia; Pectinida; Pectinidae. The record is from RefSeq and is a predicted model, not a curated record. Gene Ontology annotation, molecular function: nucleotide binding. The coding region runs from base 24 to 1169 and encodes 381 amino acids. The transcript is spliced from 2 exons.
CUGACCGAAACAGAAGUGCUGUUAUGAGUCAAACUAUGCUAAAGAUUGGGUUUAUUGGGGCUGGAGCUAUUCACUUCGGUAGACCGGAAGUGCCCUGGGAUCAUGCGUCACGCCUAGAGAAGAUUGGUGGAAUGGAGGUUAUUGGAAUUGUUGACCCCGACACCCGUCGGAGUGAUGAGGUACUAAAAGAAAGAUUGGCAUCUCCUGACUACGGUCACAUGUAUACACACUGCCGACUCCUAACUGACUACCGGGAGUUAUUGGGAAUGAAACCGGAAGUGGUCUUCAUUGGGGCUCCCCCAGCUUACAGAGGCUCUCCAAUAGAUGGAAAGAAUCUGGAAUUAGAGUUUUCCAGGGUUGGAAUACAUGUUUUCGUGGAAAAACCUCUAUCGAUCGUGCCCCCGGAAGAAUUCUCGCCUUACGCAUGCUCUGUGUCGGAGGCUUGUCGGGCGAACAACAUCGUUCUAUCAGUCGGUUACAUGUUCAGGUACCACGCCGCCGUCCUGAAAAUGAAGGAAAUGAUUGCGCACCAUGGCGGGAAGGUGAAGGCUUUCAAUGCCCGCUAUUACUUUGCCUACACAGAGGGAGUAAACAAAACUUGGUUCAAUACGGAUUUCUUCGGUGGACCAAUCGUGGAGCAAGCUACUCACUUCUGUGACCUGGCUCGGUAUAUUGUUGGGGAUGUAGACAUGACGUCACUGCAUACUAUCAUGCUGAACGACUGCGAUAAAGGCGGGGCUGGUAACCUUAAUCACCUCCUAGACCGUGCGGAGGACGAUAUACCGUCCAACAAGCGGAUCCCCAGAGUCACACUCAGUCACUGGAGGUUUGAGGACGGCGGUCUUGGGACGUUGAUGCACUCCAUAACGUUACCCGGAAGUCGUUACCAAGCAACCAUUGACGUUCAGUUAGACGGUCUCCAACUCUCGCUUAUCGACCCUUACGAGAGUACCAGUAUACUGAGGGUCCGAAAUCUAGAGGGUGGAAAUCCUAACCAAGACCAGGAUUUCGUUUUCGAUAAUGACGACAAGUAUUUGAGAGAGCUGGAUACAUUCAUCAAAGCUGUUCGUCAGAGGAAGCAAUCCCUCAUCAAAAGCUCGUACGAAGACGCCACGAAAACCUACGAAUUGACCUGGGCGAUACGGCGACAAGGAGAGGUCAAGAUGUAGAUUGAAGACUUAAAACUGUAAUAGGUUUAAUAUCUUAAAUGAAAUUUAUACAAAUGUCGCUUAUAAUCACAUUUAUAUAACUCGAAAAGUUCAUCAUAGAUUAGUGUUUAAUAAAGCAUUGGUAAAGUU